This is a messenger RNA of Schistosoma haematobium, 4484 nucleotides long. Its product is annotated as Tyrosine-protein kinase Btk29A. The record is from RefSeq and is a predicted model, not a curated record. The coding region runs from base 340 to 2919 and encodes 859 amino acids. Gene Ontology annotation, biological process: peptidyl-tyrosine autophosphorylation; intracellular signal transduction. Gene Ontology annotation, molecular function: ATP binding; protein binding; non-membrane spanning protein tyrosine kinase activity. The transcript has 13 exons. NCBI's taxonomy places the organism in Eukaryota, Metazoa, Platyhelminthes, Trematoda, Strigeidida, Schistosomatidae.
AGGCCUUCUGUCCUCGGUACCUGAAGGUCAGAAUCUGAUUAUAACGGGAUUAUUAAUGAGAUCGCUUUUCCACUACAUAGACUCAUAUACUAAAUAUCAAGCUGCUCACUGAAAUGCUUGUGGUUUAAUUUGCUUGUUAUCCUUUAAAUUGGCGGUCGCGAAGUUUCAAACCAAACGGCUCCUCUAUUGUUGGUUUAAGCACUACUUCCUGACAAGUUGUCUUAUGGGCUAAUUGUUCGCUUCAAUCCUCCUUUUACAGCCGAUCAGUUCGUAGUGAUCUUGCUACCACUCUCUGGCCUUUUUAUGUACUCAGAAUCGCAUGUUGUGCAGGGAUAAUUAAUGAUGAUUUCUACAGACCAAGAACUCAAAGUCUCUCGCAUGACAAAACGAUCGCAGAAUAAAAAACUCUUCGGUCGCGAUAAUUACAAGUUGCGUGAGUUCGUAUUGCAACCAUAUUGUAUUCGGUAUUUCGAAGUUAGCGGUGGAAAUCGUGGUAAAGAGAAAGGUCAGCUUCUUCUCAGUCAUGUUAAGUUCAUCGAGAAAGUACAAGACGAUGAGCUUGAUAACAAAAAGAAUGCUUUCCAGGUUGCUUAUGCAGAAGAUGCGAUUUCUAGCACUUGGUAUCUCUUGUAUAUUGUCGCGAAUUCCGCCAUUGAACGAGAUGACUGGAUUAGUCUAGUCAGAUUUUAUACACGUGAACGAGGUGCUACUUUUCUGCCACGUUAUCAUCCCGGUGUUUGGAAACGUCCUGGUAGAUAUAGCUGUUGUGAUGACAUCAAUCGUCGAUCUAUGGGGUGUCAGCCCACUAAUGAACCAGGUCCAUCUGUGGUCAUUGAGCAACUUUGGCGUACAGCUGCGGGAGUCGACUCAAAUAACUGUCAACCUCAAAUUCCGCAGGUUGCAACGACAGCUAAUCUAGUGACAAAUACGCAACCUUCUUAUCCUGUUUCUACUCCUCAAUUAGUUACAACGCAGCUUAAUUCAAACGUGCAACUUACGUCUAAUCCACUAUCCGUAUCUGAUUUAAAUUCGGCUAACAUAGCUUCCACUGCAGCUUCAUUUAUUCCACUUACUUCCGCUGUCGGGUUGCCUGUACUUCACCAAACACCUGGUCUUUCAACUCCUGUCGCAGGAGUGUUAGUGUCUACCGCCGUCACUAGUUCGAUUUCUCCUUCAACUUUAUUUCAAAUACAACAACAACAACUUCUACUACAACAGAAACAACAACAGCUUGCUAUGCUUGCAAAUAGCAGCGCGGGUCAAUUUUCCCAUUUAAAUAAUGCAUUUCGUCGGUCAGGAAUGAAUCAAAAUCGAGGACAUUCCUUACGUUAUAUUCAGCCAACUUUUGAUAUGGAUGAAGGAGAAAAUACCGUUAUUGCAGUACACAACUACAAUCCUGUAAGGGAAAACCAACUGCCUUUACAAAAAGGUGAAAAGUAUUACGUAGUCAAUCAGAGUAAUUCUCAAUGGUGGUAUGUUAGGAAUAUGGCUGGUCAAUUGGGUUAUGUACCUACCAAUUAUGUUCAUAAACCAAACAGUCUGAAUUCAUUCGAUUGGUAUUACAAAGAUAUUACCAGGCAACAAGCUGAAGCUAUUUUACUAGACGAGAAUCGCGAAGGUUGCUUUCUUGUUCGAGACUCAGUUAGCAAAAAGAAUACAUACACUUUAUCAGUUACUUCGAAAGACCCUGAAGCGCCAGGAAAAUUAAAAGUACAUCAUUAUCAUAUCCAUAGAACAGAAUCAUCAAGUCUGAAUGGACACAUGAAUGGAUGUGGUGUCGGUAGUGGUAGUGGCAGCAAUAGUGGUUUAAAUUCUACUGCAUCUGUAGCUGCUAGCGUUACAGUUACAACAACAACAACAUCUAAUACCAUUGCAAACGUGAAUGGUUCAAAUAGUACAGGGUCAAAUACCCCCAAUGUUGGAUCAACCACUAAUGGUGAAGCACAAUAUUACUUAUCUGAAAAGCAUGCGUUCCCUACAAUCAGUGAUGUUAUACAUUAUCAUAAGCAUAAUUCUGGUGGACUAGUUGUCCGACUCAGAUCGCCACCGACCAAAGAUCGAGAAAGUCCUGUCACUGCUGGAAUGGGUCUAGAUGAGUUUGAACUUGAUCCAGCUGACCUUCAUUUAGAAAGAGAGCCAAUCGGAAAAGGACAAUUUGGAGUUGUGAAACGUGGCAAGUUCCGUAACAUUCCGGUAGCUGUUAAACAAAUGGUUGAAGGGGCUAUGAAUGAAGAUGAUUUUAUUGAAGAGGCUAAAAAUAUGAGAUUUCUUAAUCAUCCAAAUCUUGUACAGUUAUUUGGUGUUGUAUUGAAAAAGCGUCCAAUUAUGAUAAUCACUGAAUAUAUGAAACAUGGUUCAUUACGUGAUUUUAUGCGACAACGUCAGCCACAGUUUUGUAAUCGACCAGUUGUUAUGUCUGAUAUUUGUGCUCAAGUAGCAAAUGGAAUGGCUUACUUGGAACAAGAACAGUUUGUACAUCGGGAUUUAGCAGCACGAAAUUGUUUAGUAAAAUCAAUUAGUCAAAAUUCAGUUCACGUCAAGGUAGCUGAUUUCGGUAUGGCACGUUUUCUACUAGAUAAUGUAUAUGAACCAAGUGCUGGAACGAAAUUCCCUGUUCGUUGGGCACCUCCUGAAGUAUUUCAGUCUACUUAUACAGCUAAAGCAGAUGUAUGGAGUUUCGGUGUGCUUAUGUGGGAAGUGUUUACCUGCUGUUCAGAAAACCCUUAUCAAGGCAUGAAUAAUACACAGGUUUAUCAGUAUAUUGUUGGCGGUGGGCGACUGCAUAAACCUGCUGUAUGUCCUGAGCGAAUUUAUGUUUUGAUGCUUGAGUGUUGGCAACAUGAUCCUAGUAAGAGACCAGCAUUUGAAUAUAUUUGUCAAAAAAUUGGAGGAUACCUAGAUCAAAACUGUGAGAAUUGACCUAGUGGUAGGGUAAACAAUAACGCAUAGAAAAUGAUCACAGUUUUAUGUAGAUGGAAAAAAUGAGCGAUUUUGAGCUGAUUUCUUGAACGAAAUAAAUUUUCAGAAUUUGUAUUAUUUAUUCUGAAUUUAAAUAAAAAAGAGUCUGAGAGAUUUCUUCGCAUUUGUUAACAAUGUAUGUAAAAAGAAACUGAGCACCCUUUACUAAUGUCUAUUGAGUAUAUAACAAAUUGUUGUUCAAGUACAUACGUAUAUCUUCAAAGUUUAUACCAUGACAACUAUCCACGCGUGUGAAUGCCAAGCAUUUCAAUAAAAUAUUACUAUUCACUAUGUUUAUCGUUCCUUUGAUUGUUUAGUUACUUCUUUUUUAUGCUUGUAUCUCUCUGGAUUUAGUUUUAAUUGUCUUGAUGCGUUUAUAUUCUUUACCUGUGUAGUCAUGUACAUUUUAAUUAAAUUAUCCAAAUUACAAUAUGGCUUUUUUCAAUACUGUCCAAAAUGUUCCGGUGCUAUUUUUAAUGAUUUCUUUAUUCACAUUUCUUUCUGAGAAUCAACAAAAUUCUAUGAGGAAUUGUACUAAUUAGUUUUUGAACUCCUCCAUGUUGAACAAAAAGAUAAGCGGUUUGCUUCAUUCUUUCUCGGUUGUUUGAAUAUUCAUUGAACGGUGUAUCUUAUUGUGUUUCUUUUAUUGUUAUCGUGUUGUUAUUAUUAUCGUUGUUAUUGCGCAAUCUUUUCUCUUAUUUUCAAUGAAACAAUAAUCUAUCUAAAAAAUUGUGUAUUUUAUUGUUUCUUUUUACAUUUCAUAAUACUUCAACACUUUGUAUGGCUUUUGCUAAAUGCUCUUGUAAAAAGUGAUUACCACAGAUUAUGUUAACUGGCACAACUGUUCUCCUCGCCCUCUUUUUUUCUAACCAUAUAUAUACAUAAGCUUGUAUUUAUCGUGUAUAGUGAUUUUCAAAUAAUUAUCAGUAUAAAUAUGGCAAAUUAUAAACUUAUUAUUAUUACUAAUAGUAGCACUACUUCUGACAUUACCACCACUAUUGAAAAAGGACUGUCAAUGAGUAAACUUAUUACUUUUUUUGUUUUUCAGUUCUCAUUUUCCUCUCAUCAUUGUUUACAUUUUCACUUAGCUAAUAUAUAUAUAUAUAUAUAUAUAUAUAUAUAUAUCCAUUUAACCGAAAAAUUUAUUAUUUCUCUAUUAUUAUUUUAUCACAUCUAUGUUUAUACAAUUUAAUAUUAUUGAAAUAAAUAAUUGUUAGUCAAUGUUGUGACGAAUAUGGUCUUAAUUUAUUUGCUUUAACAAUAUGAUAUUCAGUUUUAAUUGUUAUAAUACUUAAUUAGUACUCCGAAUCCAUAUCAAUUACCUACAUUUGAUGUAUAUGUGAUACACACCGUCUAUAAAUGAGUAAACGGUUUUGUAAAAGAAGUCUAGUAAGCGACUAGAUAUAGUAGUAUUUUGAUUGCACAAAUUAAAUGUUAUGUAUUUCCAUUCAUAGGAAUAACUUAUUGAAAAAAAUCGAAGAAAUCUCUAAUGUGCUAAGACUCAAAUGUAUCCUUUUUCACCAAAG